This is a messenger RNA of Phlebotomus argentipes, 2526 nucleotides long. RefSeq names its product transmembrane protein 245. Lineage: Eukaryota; Metazoa; Arthropoda; Insecta; Diptera; Psychodidae. Bases 143 to 2518 code for a protein of 791 amino acids. The record is from RefSeq and is a predicted model, not a curated record. The transcript is spliced from 3 exons.
UUAGGUGACUUCAUUGCUAAAAAUAUCUACCCUCCGGGAUCACUUCUGGCCACUUUUCUCCAAGAAAGUCGCGAGUGAAAAUGCUGUUUUGAACAACAGUGUGUAGCUUAAGUGUCUGUGAACGUUUUUAAAAGCAGCAAUCAUGACGUCAAAGCCAAAUACACCGAAUUACCCCCGAGAGAGUAUCACCUCGGCGUGGCACACCCUCAAGACACUCAACUUCUCCCAAGGACGUGAGAUUAAAGGCACGAUAUAUAAUAUAGGAGCCGUAGCGGGAGUGUCCACGGUAGUUGCCUUUGUCUUCGUCCUCCUGCCCUUCCUCAAGCCACUGCUAUGGGCACUUCUCAUUGGAGCCGUUGUGUAUCCCUUCAAGAGGAAGAUGAGCUCCUCCAUAAAGGCCUGGUUCGACAGGCUCGAGCAGACGGAUGGGAAUCUGAUUCUUAACAUUGCCAUAGCGCCUAUGCACAGCCUGGAAUCGCUCGGAGAGAUGCUGGGAAACUUCUUGCGCAAUCACAAACACCUCAUCCUCAUUGGUGUCGGAGGACUCGCUAUGAUGAGGUUCACGGUUGAGUAUGCGCCCAAGAAGUUUCUCUGUCUCAUGUGGAGAGCCAUCGUGCUGAGCCACAGCUACGUGACUAACAUUUUAGGUCAACUGAGCGCCCAUCUGGUGGUGACCUUCCUGGUGGCCUACAUAACUACCGUGGUGCUCUUCUGGAAGCCGACCAACCAUACGAAAUUCAUGAUGUUCGGCCAGUCACUGUGGCUGCUUCUCGUAGCGUAUCUCUGCAGUUUCCUGGGUCCGUUCCAAGUUCCUGUGUUCAUCGCUCUGCUGCUCUACGGCCUCGCCGGUGUGAUUUUCACUUACCGCGCGCAGUGUGAGAGAUCCUCAACUGAAGAUGUGAAUCUCACGGAACGACUGAGACGCUUUAUAGAAGUGCCCAGAGGACCGAAACCCACGAAGGAACAGCUGAAUACCAGCGCCUCGAAGACUCAACUCGACGCUCCUCUGCCUGAAGUCCCCAGCGAAGAUGAGCCCGGAGAGAGUGAUUUCUACUUCAAUAUUCUCUUCCUGGCUUGCGGAGGCACGAUAAUCUUUCGCAAUAUGUGGAUUUUGGUCUUCUCCGCCGUGCCUAUAUUCAUCCACUUUUCCAAGGAAGCGCUCCAUUCCACCGGAAGUCUGGCUUAUGCGAGUGAGAAGGCCGUUCGCGUGCAGACAGCCAUUGAGAAGUGGAUCAACGAGCGCUACACCGCUGUAUUCCCCAUCUGUCUGCCCGGUGUCAUCCUCAUCAAUCGGAAGGUGCAUCAAUGUGUGCGAGAAGGACUCAAAUCAUCUGUAGACACAAUGUCAUCUAUUGCGGUGAUCGUGCUAAUGCUGGUCGUGGUGAUUUCUGCUGGAGUUUUCCUAGCCGUGCAAAUUUACUCAGAAGGUAUUGCCGUGGCGCAGUUGGGACAUGAUGUCAUCCAGAAGGCUUUUAUGCACAGGCCAGAGCUUAAAGAUAUGUUCCCGGAGAGCACUUUCGACAAUAUCAUCGACAAUGCCCAUGAGUAUGGCCGAAACACCAUCGAGACUUACAUAGAUGACAUCCUAAAGGACACAGACAAGCAGCAAGCGGUGAAGCUGAAGGAACAGGUGCUCACGACGUGGGAUCGUCUUGUGCAGAAUAUGCUAGAGCGAAGUGGGGACGAUUCAAUUGGCCCGAAGAUGGGCUUCGAUAUUCGGGAAUCUUUGGAUGAGAUUGUGGACAAUCCGGCCGCCAAGGAGGGUAUCAUUGCGUGGGCCAAGAGCAACGUGGGGAUGCUCAAGGACGUCAUGGACUCCCUGUGGAUCAUCUUGCAGAAGAAUAUGUACCUCUUGGGCACUGUCCUCGGUUCUGUCUUCUCAAUUGUUCUUGGUGGAGGUCAUGCUGUGGUGACUUUCGUAGUGGACACGAUCGUCUUCUUCACAGCUCUCUUCUAUCUGCUGUGCAGCAGUGAAGAGAGAUAUUCACCGCUCGUGUUCGUGACGUCCCUGGGCUUCAAGUCUGGCCCCAGAAUCGCUGAAGCGAUUGAGGGCAGCAUAGCAGGAGUGAUAACAGCCACGGCAAAAAUUGCUCUCUUCCACGGCUUGUUCACGUGGCUCACGCACACUAUCUUCAGCGUGAACGUGGUGUAUCUGCCGGCCGUGUUGGCCACCGUCCUGGCUGCUGCGCCCUUCCUGGGCACCUAUUGGUGCGCCGUGCCGGCAUUCUUCGACUUGUGGCUGGCGCAGGACAGAUUCUGGAUGGCUGUGAUCCUCCUGGCGCUCCACUUUUUCAUCCCAUCAACUGUGGAUGCGGCAGUUUAUGCGGACAUCAAGAGCUCAGGGCAUCCAUAUCUCACGGGUCUGUCCAUUGCCGGCGGACUGUACUGGAUGGGCCUCCAGGGAGCCGUGCUGGGCCCACUGCUGCUCUGUCUCCUCGUAAUGAUCUUCGACCUUACAGUGUCGGCCAUCAACAAGGAUUCCCCAGUGACAAACUCAGCGAGUAGUAGCUCCAAAUGAAACCAACU